AUGUAAACAAACACUCACUGAGCAUGCGUCACGGGAAUAAUGGAGGACUGUCUGUGGUAACCGAAAUAAUUUGAUCUGUUUGCGCUCCGUCUCUCGCGCUUUGAGGAUAAAUCUUUUUCUCUCCACCUCAGCGUGUGUAAGUACAUGUGUUACGUGAAAUGCCAAGAUGACUACGGACACUCCAGACCAAACUCCUAAUUUCAGGGUAAUGACGUUCACCCCCUCCAAAGAAGAGUUCAAGGACUUUGUUCGGUAUGUUGCCUUCAUGGAGUCACAAGGAGCUCACAGAGCUGGAAUUGCCAAAAUCAUUCCACCUAAAGGCUGGAAACCAAGAAAUACAUAUGAUGACAUCGAUGAUCUGCUGAUUCCUGCUCCAAUACAGCAGGUGGUCACUGGCCAGUCGGGAUUGUUCACGCAGUACAACAUCCAGAAGAAACCAAUGACUGUCCUUGAGUUUCAGAAAACCUCCAAUUUGGCUAAGUUUUGCAGUCCCAGAUAUGUCGAUUUUGAUGAACUGGAAAGGAAGUUUUGGAAGAACCUGACCUUUAACCCCCCACUGUAUGGAGCUGAUGUCAGUGGAACACUGUUUGAUCCAGAUGUGUCUGAAUGGAACAUGGCCCAUCUUAACACAAUCCUGGACACUGUGGAGAGUGAGAGUGCAGUGAAGAUAAAAGGAGUUACCACCCCAUGCCUUUAUUUUGGGAUGUGGAAGAGUGCCUUUCCUUGGCACACAGAGGACAUGAAUCUUUACAGCAUUUGCUACCUGCACUAUGGCGAGCCCAAGUCAUGGUAUGUUGUCCCACCAGAGCAUGGCAGAAGACUGGAGCGGCUUGCUAAAGGUUUCUUUCCUGGGAAUGCUCAGAGCUGUGAAGCCUUCUUGCGGCACAAGAUGACUUUAAUUUCACCCUCAAUCCUCAAAAAAUAUGGUAUACCAUAUGAGAAGGUCACUCAGGAAGCUGGGCAGUUCAUUGUGACUUUUCCAUUUGCUUAUCAUGCUGGUUUCAACCACGGUUUCAAUUGUGCUGAGUCCACCAACUUUGCUACACAGCGAUGGAUUGAUUAUGGAAAACAAGCUAAAUUGUGUUCUUGCCGUCAAGAUAUGGUGAAGAUAUCUAUGGAUGCAUUUGUGCACAAGUUUCAGCCUGACCGUUACAAACUGUGGAAAGCAGGGAAAGAUGACACUCCCAUUGACCACUUGAAACCAACUCCAGAGGCUGCUGAGUUUCUCAAAAAAGAAAAGACCAAUCGAUGUAAGAAGAUUUCCAGUGAAGCGUCAUCUGAGGAGCCAACGUCUCCUGCACAGGACAAAAGCUCAGAUCCUCAAAGUGGGAAAAAACAUCCUCUUGAACCUGUCCAGACCUCUGAAGAAGACAGUUGUGACGUAAGAGUCAAGGAGGCGGUAGAGCCUGAGAGACCCAAGCUAUCAAUGAAGAGUUCUCCCAACAAAGUCCCAGCUGCCUCAGCACAACCCAAGUCAGAACGUCAGUUGGAGAAACACAUAAUACCACCACCUAAAUGGAGUUUUAAAGCCAACAAGAAAACUUCAAGCAGACAAAAUUCUGCAAGAAAGGACAAGAACAGUGGACGGGCUGCAGACAUGAGUCCUCUUCUGCCAGUAGAAGGAAAUGCAGAGGCCAGUGUGGAGCCUCGGGUGGAAACCAGUAACAUCCCUGUGCACAAGCUGUUUCAGAGAACACUCAGCCCUGCUGACGUCCUGCAUGUUCAUAGCUAUGCCAAAGGAGACUAUGGAGAAGAAAUCCUGGUGCAGGAGGAAGAACAGGCUGUACGCAGUGAUAAAAAAGAAGACACCAAACAUGUGAGCAGAGAACAAGUGGCAGAAGUGUUGCCUCCUAAUGCAGAGCUGGAAAGUAAUCCAGACCAGCUGCCACGCCCCCCCCACAUUAAAGAUAACAGCAGUGAAAAAGAUGCUUUGGAGGAGCUUCCCCCAGUGGAGGCAGGUACUGUCGAAGGGGACAGCUGGGCCAAACCUCUGACCCAUUUGUGGCAGAGUAGCCCUCCUAAUCUGAAGAAAGAAAGGGAGUACAACCAACGCAUGGGCUCUAAGCCUCCAUACUGCUCCAUCUGUAUGCUCUUCCAAACAUAUCAACAGGCAGAGUGUGCCAGCUGCGUGGACAGUCAUGUCGCUGGUGCUGGUGGGAGGAUGCAGACCAAGCCUCUUAUCCCAGAAAUGUGCUUCACCAUCACCACAGAAGAAGACGCAGAAAGUGAAGAACAACCUGUUGCACAUUAUUUAGAGGAAGAUGGAACCAGCCUUCUCGUCUGCUGCUCACAGUGCAGUGUUUGGGUUCACACCAGCUGCUACGGUGUGAACCCAGCCAGUGUGAGCAGCGAGUGGAAAUGUGCACGAUGUACAGCCAAUGCUAUGAAUGAGAGUUGCUGCCUGUGUUUGCUAAGAGGUGGAGCCCUACAUAAAACCACCAAUGACAAGUGGGUACAUGUGCUGUGUGCUGUGGCAGUAAUGGAGGCGCGCUUUGUCAACAUUGCUGAAAGAAGUCCUGUGGAUCUGAGUGGAAUCCCUCUACAGAGAUUUAAACUGAAAUGUUACUACUGCAAGAAACGCGUGAAAAAGGCAUCUGGCUGCUGUGUGCAGUGCUCUCAUGGCCGCUGUCCCACUGCAUACCACCCUACCUGCGCCCAGGCUGCUGGAGUACUGAUGCAGCCAGAUGAUUGGCCCUUUGUGGUCCAUGUGACCUGCUGUCGGCACAAAGGUCCUGCUCAGAUUGAGCGCAAUAAGGCAGCAAUGCAUGAGCUUACUGUGGGUCAGAAAGUCAUCUGUAAGCACAAGAAUGGCCGUUACUAUCAGUGUGAUGUAGUUCAGCUCUCAAAAGAGACCUUUUAUGAAGUCAACUUUGAUGACGGCUCCUUCAGUGAUAACCUCUUCCCGGAGGACAUUGUGAAUCAAGACUGUGCUCAGCUUGGCCCUCCACCGCAGGGUGAAGCGGUUCAGGUGCGCUGGACAGAUGGGCUGGUCUACGGGGCCAAGUUUGUGGCAGCUCAUAUUAUUCAAAUGUACUUGGUGGAAUUUGAAGAUGGCUCACAGCUAACAGCCAAGAGAGAUGAUGUCUACACUCUGGAUGAAGAACUUCCCAAGAGAGUCAAAUCCAGACUGUCUAAGGCAUCAGAUAUGAGGUUUGAUGGAAUUUUUGAAGACAAUGAGAUCAUCCAAGAAUCUAAGAGACAAAGAGUGAUCAACUCCCGGUACAGGGGCGACUACAUUGAGCCUGUGAUUUACAGAGCCAUCAUGGAGUAGACCCUCACACCUGGUCAGCCCGUCUUACACACCAGCAGCACCGUUGGACUGAAGUACUUUAAAGCACCUUAACUUUGCAGCUAGUUUCAGGCAAUGUAGCAGCAGCUGGCUUCUUCAGGAUCUGCACGGACUGCUGCCUGUUUCCACACUGUGUUCUCUUUGCUGGACUGUGAGGUCCGAAAAUGUUUUGUUCUGAUGACAUUUUUGCAUUGCAGAGGACUUCUUACAGUAAUGUUAAUGGGCCACAGGCUCUAGCAUUACUUCAAGGAUACAUAACAAAUGGCACUGAAUAAAGUAAGAUGUUUGAAAACUGGGUUAGUGCUGGAAUGUAAAAUCAGUGGUUAUAGUCUGAAAAAAAAAAAGCUUCAUUAAACUGGCCCCAACUGAGCAUUUUCCAUCCAAGAUCAACUUGUUCCUAAUUUAUUUCAGCUUUUGCUUUUAGUGGCUAUUAAAAUGUUUCAGAGAGGGAAAUGCACACAUACCCCAAAUAUUAUUCUAAACCUGUACUUCACUUUCAGCCCUUUAGUUUUAAUUCUGUUGAAAAUGGUAGAAAACAGAGGAGAGCUGAAUUUAAAAAGUAAUUUCUGUCCAAUAACUUGUGAACAGUAUGUGUAACUGCAAAAAUUGUUAAACCUUGAAAUAAUCGGACUGAAAUCCUGUCAUUCUAAGCAAACUUUCUGUUUCCAUGUCUAGUGUGUGACAAUCAGUGAGGUUCAGACCUUUGGAGAAAUAAUUGGAUAUUUACCAGAAACUUCUGAAGCUUCUGGAGUUGCUGCUUUUCACAGAAAACAGACCAGAAUCCCACACUCUGCCACAUUAGCCACUCAAAAUGUGAACUAGAAACCUCCUCUCUAUAGAGGUGGAUUUAAAAACACAGAUCCCAAAUAUCUGGCCACUAGUUUUUUUUUCUAAACAUAAAACAAUAUAAGUUUUUUUUAUUUCAUAUAUUUUAAAAGAUUUUUAAAAGAUUUCAAAACUAAUAUGACAUUUAUCAAUUAAACGGAUGACGCUCAUUCUCUGUUUACUAGCCUCUGCUUGAUGGGCAGAGCUUAGUGGACUUGUCUGUCUCUGCCUCCAGAGGAGGAGCCGUUACCCAUUAAUGACUUGGCCUUCAUUACACCAGACUGCCUGUCUAUUGAAAGUUCUACAGGAUUGUGAAAAUCUUUAUUGUAAAAAAAAAAAAAAAAAAAAACUAAAAACUUCCUUUCAAAGAUUUUCUUCCAGUUCUUUGAUUUUCAGUCCUGGUCCUCAUGACCCACUGUCCUCCAUAUUUUACAUGAGUAUUUACUCCAACACACAUGGUUGCAUUUCCCUUUCAGCUUCUGUCCAGUUUGUUAAUCAGGCAUUUAUUCAUGUACGCAGGGAAGCACCAUGCAGGAGGAGGAUUGAAAACCUCUGAUCUAUUGCAUAUUAUCCUUUGAAAACAGAACAAAGACAGCUGCUUUAAAACAGUUAUGGAGAAGACUGGCUUUACACUGACUGCAGACCAGGAGCUUAAAACAUUUUUUAUUUGUUCCAAAUGGUUUGGAAACUUCCAUUUGUAAUAUUUGUUGUCUUAAUCUUAAUCUUAACACUCUCACAUCUUCAGUUUUGUGAUAGAAAUAUUUUCAUGGCAUAUAUUGCAUUUUAAAGUGUAUCAACAUAUUUCAGAAUUAAGAAACAUAUAGAGACUCUUCUGGAUAAAUGAAGUAAGACUUUAUUAAAAUAAUAAUGAUAAAAAAUAUAACCAGCAAUGAAAAAAGAUAUUUUAAAAUCUCUGGGAUAUUUUUCUUGGAUUUUGAUUCAAGUUUUUAGGUUUCAUGUAAGAAUUGCAACAAUCAUUUUUUUAGGCAUGUACAAUGCAGAAAAACUGUUCAGUUGGAUGCUGUGGAGUAACAGGUUAAACUCUUUAAAGGUAGCACAGCCAUUUGAUCCCUAAUAUCCUGUUUUAUUAACUACAUUCCCUCCUUGGGUGAACUGUAUCACUCUUUAUUGCUCAUUAUGGUGUGCUGAGAAACUAGCAUCUGCUUCAUAAACAGUAAUUCUGUUGAGUUUGUUCAAUUAUUUGACUUCUGCAGUAUAAAGCUGCAUUUAAAUAAGUCUCUGCUGAUUUUCAUGUGUUUUUAUUGCCUGCCUGUCCUACUCUCUUACUCUGUGCAUUGGACUGCUGAGUCCAGUUUGUGGGGCAUUUGAACAUCAAGGUGCUACUGUUAGUUUAUACAGAAAAAGAUGGUGUUUGUUGUACAUUUCUAAAAGUUUUGCUGGCUUGUUCGUGUCUGGCUCCACCUAACUCUUUGAUCCCAUUGCAAUGGGGAACAAGAUGGCCGUCAGAUUAUCACGCAGGUUUUCUAGCUGGUCAUUGGCCAUGUAGGGGUCAUUUCAUUUUCUCUUUAGACUAAGUUGUACACUGAUCUUGUAUUAUAUUUUACUGUCCUGUUUGUAAAACAUUCACUGUAUUUUUUCACAGAAGCCUGUGUAAUGUAAUGUCAUGUCAAGUAGUCUAUUGUAAAAUCUUAUUGAGCCAGCAGGGAGAGCAGUUACUUUUCAUAUUGUUAUGAAGACAUUUUGUAACAUUUGUUUAAUUAAAGAAAUGUACUCUCAGUUCA
This is a messenger RNA of Poecilia latipinna (sailfin molly), 5856 nucleotides long. RefSeq names its product lysine-specific demethylase 4A-like. Lineage: Eukaryota; Metazoa; Chordata; Actinopteri; Cyprinodontiformes; Poeciliidae. Gene Ontology annotation, cellular component: chromatin; nucleus. Gene Ontology annotation, molecular function: histone H3K36 demethylase activity; histone H3K9 demethylase activity. The record is from RefSeq and is a predicted model, not a curated record. Bases 167 to 3271 code for a protein of 1034 amino acids. Gene Ontology annotation, biological process: chromatin remodeling; regulation of gene expression. The transcript has 22 exons.